AAUUUUAGUUAGUCGGCUCCAUUCGUCAUAACAACUUCGAGUGUUAAAAAUAAAGCUAGUCACAUGGCUCCCGAAAUCAAAUAUACCAAAGUAAGUCUUUAAGACCAUAUACCUACUUAAUUUGUUUUUAGUUUUAUCGAAUAGUAUUUAUUGCUUAAGAGCUCACGCACUCCAUUCAAUUCAAAUCAUUUUUGUAAAAAGAAUACUUUUUAAAUUGGUGUUAAGCGCUCAUCAUUAUUCCUGACAUUUUGGAUCCUUUACAGGAGCCACACACAGUAUUGUACUAUAUUUGGGGAUCAAAUACUAUAUUUCUAAAUAAUAUAUAAAGUUAAAGAAAGAAACUAUACUUACUAUAUUUUGUGUAAAUCGGACCUUUACCAGUAAAAAAAAUAUUUUUUUUUAAAUAAAUAAAUAAGGUGUAGAGCAGCAAAAAAAUAUUCAUUUAAAAAAAUGUUAUAUUUUGUUACUACUAUUUUUAGAGAUAACAACUUUGAAGAACAUACAUAUUUAAUAGAAAUAAAUUUGGUAACCCUAGUCAGGCUAGAAGCCUUGCGACCACGGAGCAUGAGGAUCCGAAACCAGACAGUCAGGAAAUAUUAAAAAAAGUUAUAAAUAGUAGCACCUGUUCAAAAAGUCAUUUAUUUAUCGAAUUGGAGUUAACAUAUUUUCCAGUGUUAUUAAUACCUAUAAAUAAAUUGUUGUAGGUAAAUACUUACUAAAUAAGUGAGCACCUUAAUUAUUUAAAUUAGUACAAUGCACGUUAUACCAACUAUUUAUAUAUAUUACCUAAUAAAAGAAAUGAUUGGAGGUUUUACAUUAAAUUUUAAGUAAAUUUACUAGAUAGUUAUUCCCAACAUUGAGGUAGAGGAACGUUUGUUUUUAUAAUUUCUAUUUAUUGGUUAGUUAUGUAGAUGUUAAUUUUGACCAAGUCUUGCAAACAUGCCGGAGGCAAAAGAAUACGUUGUCCUUGUACCCAAUAGUUCAAAUUGAAUUGUCCGUAUUAAAUAGAGUAAUUUAAGUUCAAUUGUUGUAUCAUACAUACCGACGGAUCUUAGCCGGCUUUUAGUAAGCUGUUUGUUGGGCCACAGUUAUAGAUAACAGUGUGAUAACAGUCACGCACACAUCUAUGUAGAUGUGUGUAUGACUGUAAUCUAGAAUUAUUAGCCUAUAUACCUUGUAGCUGAAAUCACGUUUACUGAGAUAACACCUACAUAUAUGUAGUUAAGAAAAUACAGACAGUGUCGUAACAUUUCGAAUGCAAUGGGAUGGGUGCCCGAAAGUCCCGAAUCAACGCAGUCAGCAAGCACCACACUACUCAAAUUGAUUUCUAUUACACAAGAGCACCUCCUGCGUUGUGCUUUAAAUUAAAUAUUAAUUGCUUAAGUAUUUUAUGACACCAAUUCCCUACUAAUUUCAUAAAGAUCGCUUAAACAGCGACGAUUGAAGGCGCUCUAAAUUUUAUUCGUACACACAUGCUAGGGAUCUUCAUCAACAAUGAAUGGGUUGGAGCCAAGAGCGGAAAGACGUUUGACACUUACAAUCCUCAUGAUGGAUCCGUCAUCGCUAAAGUAGCAGAAGGAGAUAAGGCGGACAUAGCAGCCGCAGUAGCAGCAGCAAAGGCUGCAUUCCAUCGCAACUCAGAAUGGCGUUUACUGGACGCUUCGGCACGUAGCCGCCUGCUCAACAAGUUCGCGGACCUCAUCGAGCGCGACCAGGACUACCUGUCCAGCCUCGAGACCUACAACAACGGCAUGGUCUGCAGCUUUAGCAAGUUCAUGAUCCAUGGAAUGAUCCUACCCAGCAUUAGAUAUCUCGCCAGCCUGGCUGAUAAGAUUCAAGGAGAUACUAUUCCUAUGGAUGGCGAUGUGUUCACGUACACGCUCAAGCAGCCAGUCGGUGUAUGCGGCUUGAUCUUGCCGUGGAAUGGACCGAUGGCUAUGUUCGUCAGCAAAGUCUGCACCGCUUUAGCAGCAGGUUGCACCGUGGUCGUGAAACCAGCGGAGCAGACGCCACUGACAGCGUUAGCUAUGGCGGCGCUCUUGGCGGAGGCAGGCAUCCCCAAGGGUGUGGUGAACGUGGUCCCUGGCUACGGGGAAACGGCUGGGGCAGCGCUUACCCUCCACCCUGACGUCGCCAAGAUAUCUUUUACAGGAUCCGUAGAGGUUGGCAAAAUUAUCCAACAAGCAGCUGGGGCGAACAACCUUAAACGUGUCACCUUGGAGUUAGGGGGCAAGAGCCCUCUAGUUAUUAUGGAUGACGCAGAUCUGAACCUCGCCGUACCCCUGGCGGCGCAAGGUGUAUUUUCGCACCAGGGGCAGGUGUGUGUCGCUGCGUCACGGUUGUUCGUGCAGGCCGGCAUUUACGACAAGUUCGUGCAAGCGGCCGCGCAGUACGCCAAGUCGCGCAAGCUGGGCGACCCCUACGACCCCACCACUGAGCAGGGACCACAGGUCGAUGAGGUGAUGUUGAAGAAGGUUUUGGGAUACAUUGAGCAGGGCAAGAAAGAAGGUGCAAAACUGAUGGCAGGCGGGAAACGCGUGGGCACCACCGGCUUUUAUAUUGAGCCCACCGUCUUCGCCGAUGUUAAGGAUGACAUGACUAUUGCUAAAGAAGAGAUCUUCGGGCCCGUGCAGAGUAUCCUGAAGUUCGACACGUUGGAGGAGGUGAUCGACCGCGCGAACAACACCAACUUCGGGCUGGCCGCCGGCAUCUGCACCACAAACCUCAACAACGCGCUGCAGUUCAGCAAACACGUAGAAGCUGGCAUCGUGUGGGUCAACACAUACUUGGCUUUUGGUGCGCAAGCUCCGUUUGGAGGAUUCAAGGAUUCAGGACUUGGGCGCGAAAGUGGACUGAAGUGUGUGGAAGCCUACAUGGAAGUGAAAACCGUAACUGUUGCUUUACCAAAAAAGUUAUGAAUAGUAUGCUUUUAAAAAUUAAAAUAGGGAU
Chilo suppressalis (striped riceborer) is the source of this 2949-nucleotide messenger RNA. NCBI's taxonomy places the organism in Eukaryota, Metazoa, Arthropoda, Insecta, Lepidoptera, Crambidae. The record is from the annotation of a GenBank genome assembly.